This is a messenger RNA of Silurus meridionalis, 5925 nucleotides long. Its product is annotated as solute carrier family 22 member 23-like. The record is from RefSeq and is a predicted model, not a curated record. Gene Ontology annotation, biological process: transmembrane transport. The transcript has 10 exons. Gene Ontology annotation, cellular component: membrane. The coding region runs from base 570 to 3110 and encodes 846 amino acids. NCBI's taxonomy places the organism in Eukaryota, Metazoa, Chordata, Actinopteri, Siluriformes, Siluridae. Gene Ontology annotation, molecular function: transmembrane transporter activity.
CGCCCACUGUUCCUCUAGCUGUACAGAGCACACAUACAGAGCGAGCGAGCGCGGAAUAAACACCGCACGCGCGCGCGACCACAUACAUACAUACAUACAUACAUACAUACAUACAUACAUACACACACACAUAUUAUAUAUAUUUAUAUUCACACACGCGCACACACAUACACGCACGCGCGUCAGCACGCCGCAGCAGGACUCGCGCGCACCGGUGGAUGACGGGGUGAGUGAUUAUGCUCGGUGCAGGAGCGGUGAGCUCGCGCUGUGCUCGCGCUGCGCACUGGGACAGGUGUGUUACCUGUGGCGGACUUCCCGCUUCCUCCUUCCGGCUCCGGGUGCGAUAGAAACACCGCCAGGCGCGUGCCGGUUUAUUCCGGGUUAAAGGUGCGGCUGUUCGGACAGAAUUAGCGUCAGGAGCAGGAACAGCAGGAGGAACAGCAGGAGCAGGAGGGACAUACCGCCUUCGGUAACACCGACAGCACGAGCUCGAGACAAUCAGGCCUGUGUUUGUGACAUAAACACGCUUUAUUAUCGGCCUCUGACGCAGCGCGCGACCGGACACGGCCAUGCACGCGUCUCAGUCGGACCUGGAGGACCAUCACCAUCCUCAUCCUCCUCCUCCUCCUCUUCGUCCUCAUCCUCCACCGGAGAACGGCUUCGUGACACCGGAAGCGCCGUCUCCGGGGUUGAUGCUCUCGCGCGUGGACGGCUGCGUCCUGCCUUUCCUGGGCGGCUUCGGUCGGUACCAGAAGCAGCUCGUGGUGCUCACGUGGAUCCCGGCUCUGUUCAUCGGCUUCAGCCAGUUCUCUGACUACUUCCUGCUCGCGCAACCGAACAGCACGUGCCUGCGGACCAGCAACGGCACCAGAGCGCCCGAGCACGAGAGUACCACCGCCAUGACCUCCUCCAUGAUCUCCUCCAUGAUCUCCCCAAUGAGUUCUCCCAUGAGCUCAUCCAUGAGCUCCUCCGCUCCGUUUCUCCCUCACGCGCUUCACACCGAGGUGGAGAUGAACAAGAGCCAGCGAUCUCUGGAGCACUGCGCGUGCGAGAACGAGACAUUGACGCACCAGCUGCUGUCAGGACUUAAACAGAAUGUUGUGACCAAGUGGAAUCUGGUGUGUGACUCUGCUUGGAAGGUACACAUCGCUAAGUUCUCCCUGCUGGUUGGUUCCAUAUUCGGGUAUCUGGUUCUUGGAGUGCUGGCUGAUUGGUUUGGACGUCAUGCGGUGUUGGUGGUCUCGGUGUUCUUCACGCUGGUGUUUGGUCUGUCUGUGGCCUUCUCCAUUAACGUCACCAUGUUCAGCACACUACGCUUCUUCGAGGGUUUCUGGCUUGCUGGGAUCACACUCUCCCUCUACGUCCUGAGGAUCGAGUUGUGUCUCCCUGGCUGGCGGUUCUCCAUGACGAUGGUUGCUAACUUUGUGGUGCUAGCAGGGCAGUUGCUAAUGCCAGGACUUGCUGCCCUGUGCUCUGAUUGGACGAUUCUUCAGGCUGUUAUCAUCUGCCCCCUGUCACUGAUGCUGUCCUACAUAUGGUUAUUUCCAGAGUCUCUGCGCUGGUUGUUAGCGACACAGCAGUACUCUCGCUCCAAAUGGCUUAUUGAGCGCAUCGCUAAGAAGAACAACACAAAUGUGGACACACACGAACUUAUUACAGAGCUGAACAGGGUUUUAGAGAAACCACCAAAGAAGACAUGUAUUGUGAAGAUGGUUGGCACGAGGAACCUGUGGAAGAACAUUGUGGUGCUUUGUGUAAACUCAUUAGCUGGUUAUGGGAUCCAUCACUGUUUUGCACGCAGCAUGAUGGAUCAUGAUCACCAGCGCAUCACCAUGUUCCAUAACUUCUACGCUGAUUAUUACACACUGGCAGGAAUCGCCGUGGCAACGGGUCUGGCUCUGUGUCCUGCAGUGGGCAUUAUGGGACGCCGGGGGGGUUUACUGAUGUUUAUGAUCAUUACUGCACUCGCAUCAUUACUGCAGCUCGGCCUGCUUAACUUGGUUGGAAAAUAUAGCGUUCAGCUUAAGAUUGAGUCAGAAACUCUGAAGUCAGACUUCCAUGCGGCGUUCUCCAUCAUCGGCAUGUUCUCCUCCCAGGCUGUCAGUAACCUGAGCAUCUUUUUCUGUGCAGAAAUCACCCCCACUGUGAUCAGGGGAGGAGGUCUGGGUCUGGUGUUAGCGAGCGCUGGGUUUGGGAUGCUAACGGCACCCAUCAUGGAGCUGCACAACCAGAAAGGCUACUUCCUACACCAUGUGAUCUUCGCCUGCUGCACGCUCAUUUGCAUUAUCUGCAUCCUGCUGCUUCCUGAGUCACGCCACCAGCCCCUCCCAGAGUCUCUAGCUGAGGGAGAGGGCUACACCCGCCACCCCCUGCUGCCCCCCCACAAGAAACCUGCAGAACAGCUUCACCUGCUGCCUGGCCCCCAUGGCCGCGCCUACGCCAAUGACGAACACACAGCUGAGCGCGCUAGCGACUACUCCAACGUCAGAGGAACGCCUCUGCGAGAGGUUGCCGUCUCCACCGUUGAGUCCACAGCAUCGUCCACCAUCGCUCCUGAAGACGACCCUGCUGAAGAACCGGGAGACGAACUUAAUGCUGUGAGACUUAACGUUCUCAGGCACAUCGACAACUCGAAGCCUGCAGCAACUGAUUCACUUCCUGAUCUUAUUGUUAAUGCCCCACCCCCUGAUGCCCCAGAAUCCCCACCCACUCUACACAGUAGCCCAUCCCCAUACACCCUAGACUGUGAAACACUACCCAAAAUGGACGAUGAUGUCACCAGGUCUCCAGGAGGUAAAUCGGUGGACCUUCCUGAACUUGUAACUCCACCCAUUACACAUGUAGCACCAUCCACACUUUCAUCCUUCCCCCCUCCAUCCUCUUCCUCUCCUAUAGACUCUAAUCCUCUGCUGUCUCCAUUCCCUCCAUCAGACUCCUCCCCUUUAGAGCCUUCUUCACCAUCCAUUUUAGAUGAAACUGUGAUACGGUCUUUACCUCUGACUGUGAAAGAUCCUGUCCCCCCCUCAAAAGUCGACUCUACCACAUCCUCUCCCAUAGACUCAGCUGUGGACUGUACCAUCAGCACUGCUAAUGGGGGAGCGUCUUCCUGAUGGGCGUCAGCAUAUGGUGGAAAAGUUUUGUGAAAUCCUUUGGCUUCUUUAGUCAAGCUGCUGCGAAGGGAUUUACUGACACACACAAAAGGGAGGAGUUUGAUGUCACAUGGGAGCUUUCCAGGUGGUGAUUGGAGGCAAUAGGUGUCACCGUGAAGACACUGGAAUCACUGCUGCUGUGUGAAGUGAAAAACUAACACUCUACUGACUAAUGAAAAAAAAAAUGCUGAUGUGUCCAAAUUCACUGCAGACUAGUUUUAGUGUACUUUUUAUUAGUGUGCUUUGUAAAAAAGUGCUAAAUGAGACAUGUCCAAAAGGGAGGUUUUCCUUCCCUACACAGCCAAUGCAGCCACUAACUCUGUGUGUGUGUGUGUGUGUGUGUGUGUGUGUGUGUGUGUGUGGUGCCAUCCUGAAAGUCUUAAAACAAUCUAAACUGUAAUCCCUAUCUCCUGAUGAGUGAAUUCCUAAUCCCUAGUCUCUAAUCUCUUGGUCCUAAUCCCUGUGUUCACUAACCCCAGUCUGCUGGUCUUCACCAGACCCACUGCAGUGUUCCUAAGGACUGGAGAGAGGGAAGAAAACACCAACAGAGUGUCAAUUUACUUAUAACCUCAGAUAUAAUCUCUGGAGUGUAUACACACACACACACACACUCACACUCGCAAACACUCUUACUCACACACACCCCUCAGUGUUAACCCGGCGCUCCAGUGAGAGAUGAACUCAGUGUUUCAUUUAUAGUGUAUGAACUGACAUGUAUUUCAGCAUUACAAGGUCAUUAAGGUCAUUAGUCAGUUGUUAGUUCUUCAUCUGGACCUUCACACAGUUUAGGGACAGAACACUGGAUUUAUCCGCUACCCCUAAACACUGAUCGCUAACAACUAAUCUUUGAACACUGAUCCCUGAACACUGAUCCCUAAACACUGAUCCCUAAACACUGAUCCCUAACCACGAUCCAUAACCAUUGAUCCCUAAACACUGAUCCUUAAACACUGAUCCAUAACCACUGAUCCCUAAACACUGAUCCUAAACACUGAUCCCUAAACACUGAUCCCUAAACACUGAUCCUAAACACUGAUCCCUAAACACUGAUCCCUAAACACGAUCCCUAAACACUGAUUCAUAAACACUGAUCCCUAAACACUGAUCCAGAACCACUGAUCCCUAACCACUGAUCCCUAAACACUGAUCCCUAAACACUGAUCCUUAAACACUGAUCCCUAAACACUCAUCCCUAAACACGAUCCCUAAACACUGAUCCAGAACCACUGAUCCCUAACCACUGAUCCCUAAACACUGAUCCAUAACAAAUAAUCUCUGAACACUGAUCCUUAAACACUAACUGUAAUCCCUAAUCCCUUAAUAUUUUGUUGAAAGAUGACGAAUGGUGUAAUAAAUAAUGGUGUGUGUGUGUGUGUGUGUGUGUGUGUGUCAUGAUCACUAUUGUAACAAAGCAUGUAAACAUGAUGCUAAAGAAGAUAACAUGGACUCAUGUAAAGCUAUACGAUGUUGUAACACACACAAUGUUGAUGUAACUGUGUUGUGGCUUUAAAUUGAGGUUGUUUUUUCAAUAAGAAAAUGUAAAUAAAACACACACACACACACACACACACACACACACACACACACACACAAGGGCGUGGCUACUGAGGAAGCAAUAAGGUAUUUAUUUACUGAUGUUUUAGUGCCAUGUGAAACUUUAUUUUUCUUUUAUAUUAAUGAAUGCCGGCUUCAGCACACACACACACACACACACGCACACACAUUCAUUAGCGUAUUUUUCUAGACUUUUUUUACACAAGCAUUCAGAAGCAGAAACUCUUCUUGACCUUGAGAUGCCCUUUAUCCAUACAUUACUGUAACAAUGGAGAGUGAGGAGACCAACACACUUCUUCUGAGACACUAGGAAAAGAUCUACCCUCUGCACUAAGAAACCGAGUAGCAGGGUCACAGUUCCUGCCCUCUUCUACAGUCACCAGCUUACAAAUACUCUGAUUGGCCAGUGAUGCUGUGAUUGACAGGAGAGAGAUCUUAUACCCUUCCCCGCAGACAGCUUCUGGCUGUAGUUUCAGUGCUGUUCUCUCUUUUUUAUUUUUUUUUUAUUUUUAUUUUUUUUUUUACAAGGCAGGAAUGAAGGAGUAAAGGAGGAGUCGGGGUGGAGUGAAGGUGGGGUCAGGGUAGAGUGUCAGUGGGGUAGAGUGUCAGUGGGGUGGAGUGAUUGCAUCACACUAAAAUACAAGAAGUGGAGAGAAUGGAUUUUGAAUCCUGGAUUAAUUUGUUACUCUGAUGAUUAUUGUAGCUGCAGGAAGUGAAGUACUGAAGAUCUGAUCUGCCAAAUUUUAUAUCCAGACUCACAUAUGUGGUGUUUUUCCUCAGUGCCAUGAGAACAGUGUUCGUGUGUGUGUGUGUGUGUGUGUUCGUAUGGGUUCAUGUGUGUUUCUCUGCCAGAGAUAACAUCAUUAAUAAAGAGUUAAAUCAUCUCAAAGAACAUUGUGAAGAUAACCUGCUGCCUGAAACGCGUCUGUUAUUAGCAUAUUAGCAUGGUGCUGGUGUAACACCAAGCUUUAAACCUUCUCACAAAUCAGUAUACAAUCAGCAAGAAAUCCAAUACAGAUAUUGAAAAGCAUCAGAUCGUUCCCUCGUGAAUUCUUUCCCACAUGAGGAAGCUGAGUUUGUGUUGUGGAGUAAAAAGUGAGAGCAAAACAGUGAUGAAGUGCGAUGAAGAUGAAUUCCUGGUGAGUGAUCUCAUGCAGUCUUCCACAGAUUUGAGAGGAAUAAGAGAUGAAAAAUGGGUUGUUCAAUAAACAAACACAGUGAA